AUGGCUUCCUCCAACACCGUCAACGUCAUCCGUUACUCGGCUCUCAUCUUCGGUGUCGCCUACGGCUUCCUCCACAACAGGACGCUCCACAAGGAGGCCGCCGACCAGGGUCUCCAGAACAAGCUGCACAAGCGUGAGGAGCUCAUUGCCGAGGCCAAGCGGCAGUUCGCGGCCAACAAGGCCGCCAAGCAGGAGGAGAAGAACGUCAUCACCGACCCCUCGUCCGACAAGUUCGACCUCGAGGCCGCCAUCAAGCACUGGGCCGGCGAGAAGGCCUAA
This is a messenger RNA of Trichosporon asahii var. asahii CBS 2479, 279 nucleotides long. RefSeq lists its product as uncharacterized. Gene Ontology annotation, biological process: proton motive force-driven ATP synthesis. The coding region runs from base 1 to 279 and encodes 92 amino acids. The transcript has 4 exons. NCBI's taxonomy places the organism in Eukaryota, Fungi, Basidiomycota, Tremellomycetes, Trichosporonales, Trichosporonaceae. The record is from RefSeq and is a predicted model, not a curated record. Gene Ontology annotation, molecular function: proton transmembrane transporter activity.